Molecule: messenger RNA, 934 nt
Organism: Coffea arabica (coffee)
Lineage: Eukaryota; Viridiplantae; Streptophyta; Magnoliopsida; Gentianales; Rubiaceae
Molecular function (GO): protein binding
Source: RefSeq, a predicted model, not a curated record
UUAUCCAGAUUGAAUUAUUUGACUGCAACACUUGGCUAUGAAACGUGGGACUUUUAGGACGAGUUUACUAACGUGACGUAUAGAGCUAAUUCCCUUUAAGCCAUCGUGGGAAGUGAGGUGGUGAGCAAGGUAGAGACGGCUGUUGAGACUGUGACCAAGGAAGAUGUGCUUGGAAUUCUGAGAAGCAGGAAAAAUAUGGACGGUGCCAAAAUGGUAGAAUUAUAAGAUCGGCAAAAGGAUAAAGCUGAGUCAACCAAUCAGCCUAAACCAUACAGAGCUGCAAUGGAAGGGAAUUGGAAAGACGAAAAGGAUAAAGCUGAGUCAACCAAUCAGCCUAAACUAUACAGAACUGCAAUGGAAGGGAAUUGGAAAGACGCUAAAGCCAUCUUUGAUAAUGACACAAAGGGCCAAGACAAGCAAAUUCUCCAACCCUGGCAUGACUGCCCUUCAUGUGGCGGCGAGCUGUGGCCAGUCAGAGUUUGUGGUGGAAAUGGUCAAGAAACUAAAUAAGAAGCAGCUUGAAGACAGAGACACACAUGGCUGCACUGCUGUUCAUCACGUGGCCUUAGCUGCAAAUGUAGGGGCUGCCAAAGCAAUGGUGGAGAAGAACUCAGAUUUGCCUCACCUUGGGGAAACCUAUAACCCAUUUGCUGCUAAAUGGCGACAUCCCUCAGACGACAAGAAAAUGGUGGAUUAUCUCCCCCAAGUUACCGAGGACAAAGAACCUUGUCAUCCCUUCACGGGUUAUUCAUCUGCUGAUCUCAUUGUGGCAAUCAUUUCUUCGGGGUCCUAUGGAAAAUUGGCAGCUGAUGUUGGACUGGGGAUUUACAUCCAGAUUGCUUGUGUGGUUGAGUUAAUGUACACAAAAUUUCUCAACCCAAAAAAUUUUUCUACGCGUGAGAUAAACAAGUCAAAGUUGGUCCUUUCCAAAUAA